Messenger RNA from Camellia sinensis, 627 nucleotides. RefSeq lists its product as uncharacterized. Lineage: Eukaryota; Viridiplantae; Streptophyta; Magnoliopsida; Ericales; Theaceae. The record is from RefSeq and is a predicted model, not a curated record.
AUGGCUAACGAUGGAAAUGGUAUCGGGUCAUCAUCCAAUGGAGCCGAUCCAAUGGAACGGAUUGUGGAGAGAGCUAUUAUCAGAGGUUCAUAUCCAUUGAUAGCUGAAGCUUGGGUUAAAGAAAUGGAGAAGAUUUUUCGUGCCCUACUCUGCACAGAAGAACAGAAAGUAUCCUUCGCCACUUUCACCUUCAAGGAAGAUGCGCAGGAAUGGUGGCUUCUCACCUUAGAAAAAGAAGAGGCCGUGACUUGGGCGAAAUUCCUAGAGGUGUUCUAUGAAAAGUAUUUUCCAGAAUCACUACGGGAGCAGAAAGCAUCCGAGUUCCUACAUUUGAGGCAAGGAACAAUGUCGGUAACGGAGUACGAAAGUAAGUUCACACAACUAACACGAUUUGCACCGUAUGUUAUUCCAACAGAAGCCCAAAAAGUAAGGAAAUUCGAAGCAGGGUUAGAAGCGGAGAUCAAAGAUAGGCUCGAGGUUCUGAAACUACCAACCUAUGCAGAGGUGGUGGAUCGAGCAUAUAUCGCAGAAAAAGGAAUUAAAACCGCACGUUCCAGUGGAAUGGGUCAAAAAGGCGGUUUUGGGAAGCAAUUGGAGCAUCAAGGGCAGCCCCACCAAAGAAAGUAA